Molecule: messenger RNA, 1443 nt
Organism: Zasmidium cellare ATCC 36951
Lineage: Eukaryota; Fungi; Ascomycota; Dothideomycetes; Mycosphaerellales; Mycosphaerellaceae
Exons: 2
Coding region: 1-1443 (480 amino acids)
Biological process (GO): sphingosine biosynthetic process
Cellular component (GO): cytoplasm; membrane; intracellular membrane-bounded organelle
Source: RefSeq, a predicted model, not a curated record
AUGGGUGCCGAUGUUUCAUCACCAGCUCACUCGGAGGGCAAGAUCGAUGGCCGCCCGGCCACUUUCUACUACAAGCGAGGCGACGGCGACGAGGAGACCGGUCUGGCAUGGACUGAAGGAUACAAAGUCUACCCCGGCUCACACUGGCGCAAGAUCGCCAAGAAGGACAUUCUCGUCGUCGGAGGCAUGAAGAACACCCAAGACGACUACCACUUCCUGUUCGUCGAAACGAAUGCUGCGGCCGAAAAAGACCCCACGGCCUCGCCAGUCUUAUUCAAAUCACACACAUUGACCAACCCUCCUUCCUUGCUCGUCAACGAUCACAGCAUCCCUUCUGGCCAAUCCUGCUGGGAAUACCGACAGACACACAAUGCCGUCCAGCCAAACUUCCACAUUAUCCUGUCAACUGGAUCUGGUACCGGUCUGGCGAAAGCGGUGUACGAUCAAGUGCUGAAGCCAAUGCUCGAUCACUGCGACAUCGCCGAGGGCAGGGAUUAUGUUCUUCACACCACCACUUCGGAAUCAAGUAUAACAGAAUUGGUUCGAGACGCGAUCCUGCCGCGUGCGAACUUGGGCGUGAAACAGUCUAUCAUGUUGAUGAGCGGCGACGGCGGCGUUGUCGACACUAUCAACGUUUUGCUCUGUGCCGAGCGAAGUAAGGACUACACGAAGCCUAGCAUCUCCGUUUUGCCACUUGGAACCGGAAACGCUCUGGCUCAUAGCGCCGGGAUCACAUCAGACAAUACCGUGGGCAUCAAGUCUUGGAUGUGUGGGGAGCCUCGUGAGCUACCCGUUUUCGUUGCUCGAUUCUCGCCAGGAGCACGUUUCCUGUUCGACGAGGCUCGGCAAGAACGACCUAUUCAUCUUGCAGACGGCGUGCAGACUGCAUAUGGCGCGGUGGUGUGCUCAUGGGGACUACAUGCAGGUCUAGUUGCGGAUAGCGACACAGUCGAGUACCGCAAGUUCGGAGUCGAACGCUUCAAGAUGGCUGCAAAAGAAGCUCUUUUCCCAAGCGACGGAUCUCCGCCACAUGUCUAUAAUGGCAAGGUUACGAUACAACGACCUGGGUCAGAAGGCUGGGAAGAGAUUCGACAGGGACAGCACAGCUACAUUCUCGCUACACUCGUCAGUCAGCUCGAAAAAGGCUUCACGAUCAGCCCAGCCUCGAAGCCGCUCGAUGGAAAGCUACAUCUGGUGCAUUUCGGACCAGUGAGCGGCAACGAAGCAAUGGAGGUCAUGGGAAAAGCUUACCAAGGGGGUGAGCAUGUCAACGAUGAAAGAGUCCGUUACGAAGAGAUCGAGGGUUUAAGGAUUGAAUUUCACGAAGAAGAUCCUCGCUGGCGACGGGUCUGCAUUGAUGGCAAGAUCGUUCGAGUCGAGAAGGGAGGAUGGGUCGAAGUUAGCAUGGGACAGAAGGGAGUGGUAGAUCUGGUUGCGCCAUGA